UUUACUUGUUUACGUUCAUAGUUUCAAAAAGUGCAAGUUUUUUUUGUUGUUUGUGUGUUAAGGUUUUCGUCAAAAUAUAAUUUUCAACUAUGAGUUGCUGUGUUCCUGGGUGUCCUACCAAAAAAAGGGCAAAUAAACCCCAAUAUAAAAACCGUUCACUUCAUUUGUUUCCCAGAAAAGAGGAGAUCAAAAGGGAGUGGUUGGAACUUGUUCGAUUACCACUGAUAACAAAUGCAACAUAUUUACGAGUAUGUUCAGAACAUUUUUUAGAAAAGGAUUUCUUCAUGGCUGGCAGCCGAAGAGAUUUGCGUAAAGGGGUUCUUCCAUCAGUUUUUGAAUGGAACGAAAGUAAGAAAGGCGCAAUAAGUAAUACUCAGGCAUUUGAUACCGUGUUAAUACCUGAAAUUGAAGACGCUAGUAGUAGCAGGUUAGUUAAAGAAAAGUGUAACUGUGUUCUACUCCAAAAAGAGAAUGAGAGACUUAAAUUGGAGAUUUUAAACUUAAGAGAAGAAAUUGAUUCACUUAAAAACGUGAAAGAAGAAAAUCAACAGACUCAUAAGCAAACAAAAAGAGAAAAAAAAAUAAUAAUGAGGAAAUUUUAGUUAUCAUAAAAUAUUUACAUUGUGUUCAAGAUGACGACAUUUUCAACAUGAAACAUACACAACAUGAUCAACAAAUGAACUGAACGUAAUGGAAAAUCUAUGAUUUUUUAGGUUUGUGAAUGAAAUAAUUCGCCGUUCGCCAUCUGGCAACACCGCCAAAAAGAAGCAUGGGCAUUUUGUCAAAUGUCAGAUAGUCAGAUGAUGUAAAUAUAACCUCAAUUUCCAAAGUCGUUUUUCAGGUGUUACAUGUGUUGUAAUUUGUAGUGUUUUCAAUAAAUCUAAAUAAACAAAAAUGACCAGUUGUAAAAGAUGGAAAACAUUACAACAUAUUUUACGAAAAUAUGGCACAAGUGCUAAACCUAAAAUUAUUCCUGACGAAAAUGUGUUCGAUAACAUACAAAAGAACACAUACAAACCCAAAAACCACCCUGGAGUUUUUAAACCAAGGACAAUUUUGUUACCUGAAUCAUUCAUAACCGCCGCAAAUAAUGUUAUUGCAGACUUUCCAAUCAAAACCCUAAUUGAGGAUGGCAAGUCAUUAAUUAAUCAUUUAAAAGAUAAAAGGCCCCCCAUUGAAACUGAAGAAGUUAAAAAAAUAAAAAAGAACAUUCAUGACAGAGUAGUCGCACAGACCAAGAUUCCAGAAUUUCAAACAGAAGAUGAAAGAAUAAAGUUUAAAGAGGCAAUUUCUAACAAAGUUAAUAGUAUACUAAAAAGGGAAGUUUAUCACUGGAAACCUGUUAACUACAACACAUAUAAUGCUUUGGUGUAUUUAGUAUCAAGAGCUCCAGCAGAGUAUUCAGUUUUAGCAAAAAUCUUUUUAGAGAUUGCUGAAAGAGAUCGUGAAUUUAAACCUAGGAGCUUAUUUGAUUUUGGUUCAGGAGUUGGUACUGCAACCUGGGCAGCAAAUUUGUACUGGAAGAAACACUUAUUCGAAUAUUUUAAUGUCGAUUCAUCAAGUGAAAUGAAUGACUUAGCUCAAAUUUUAUUACAACAAGGAAAAGGCACAAAUCAGAUGGAACUAAGAGGAGUAUAUUACAGACAAUUUUUACCAGCUACAAAUACGGCAUAUGAUUUAGUUGUUUCUGCAUAUACAUUUCUUGAAUUACCAUCUCAACAAUCUCGUUUAGAAACUGUACUUAAUCUCUGGAAUAAAACUCAAAAAUAUCUUAUUAUAGUCGAACAAGGGUCUAAUGCUGGUUUCCAGAUUAUCAAUGAAUUAAGAGAUUUUAUUCUUCAUGUGAAAAAUGACGCUAGUGUUGGUCACAUUUUUAGUCCUUGUCCUCAUGACCAAGUGUGUCCUAGAUUUACAACAGAUGAUGGUACACCAUGUAACUUUGAAACUUACUAUUUUAAUUUUCCCAUUGGUGCAGUAAGUUUGAGGAGAAAAGAAAGAUACUCAUACAUAGUUUUUAAAAAAGGUGAACGAGACACUGCAGAUCCGCAGUGGCCUAGGAUUGUGAGGGAGACUUUAGUAAGGUCAAAGCAUACAGUUUGUAGAAUGUGUACAAAAAAUGCCAAAUUAGAGGAAGUCAUAUUUACUGCGUCAAAGCACGGCAAGAGUUUAUAUCAUUGCGCACGAGCAACAAAAUGGGGUGAACUGUUACCCAUUUCAUUACAAACUCCAAAAAACGACGAAGGUAUUGAAGAUGGAGUAGAAGUUAACCAAAAAACCGAGGACUAGGUAAAAACUCAACACGGAGUCAUAAACUACAUGUGUAGGACUAUGUUAUUUUAUACAGACAGACAGAAGGAAAAGGAGACCUAUUUCUUGGUACUCUAGGGGUCAUGAAAGGUCGAGAAAACUUAAAAGUAGAGAGUCGACCGACGGACUCGAUUACAAUACUUUCUUCGCUUACGCUCGGGAUGUAAAAACGCCGCGAAACCACAUUUAAAAGAAUCGAUCUAGUGUAUUCGACAGAACUUCCCUCGCCCCUGGAGCACACCUCAACAAAUCUAGUUCUUUGGAAAAUUUAUAAAAUUUGAUUUUGUGAUUUUUUUAUGAUAACUCCUAUAAGUUAAAACAAAGUAUGGGUGGAUUGGUAAAGCACAGGUAAAGAUUCAUGAUAUGCGUAUGUUUCAAAUAAAUUUUUCCAUAACAAAAUUUUAUUAUGACGUCCCCAACAUUUUGGAAAUAAUAACAAUUCUAAAUUAAAAAUACGGCGUCCAUCGUUUAUAAAGUAUGCCGUUCAGAAUGAACAAAGUACAGCUUACGUUGUUUACAAAGUAUGGUGCUUGUUCACAGUGAUAUCAAAUGAAAAUUAAACAAAAUCUUGACAUUGGGUAACAGAUAAAAGGGAUUCAUACAUAUAUCAAGUACAAACGUAAGAUAUUUUAUGAAAUUUAAAUAAAACUGUCUAUGCCAAAUUUUGAGGUGACGUCAUCGCAUUGUUGGUGAGGACAAUUAAACAAAUUUUGAUUCGUGUUUUAUGAUAGUCCUAAGAUACAUAUAAAAUUUGACAACAAUCGGUCAAGUAGUUUAGGAGACUAUCUGUCUAAUAAAUAUCGACACAGACGACUGACAGACGGAAAUAAGAGACCCUGCUACUCUACUGAUUAUAAAACGUUGAGAAAAUAUCUAAUUGGCCGUUCGUCGAAUGGACCCUAAUACCUACAAUACUUCCUGAGCGUAAGCUAAACAAUCAUUUUGAUAAUCCAGUCUAUUACCUAUGCUUCUACGCGCACGUGGUAAUAACGAAAUACAACCCUUAGUGAAUAGUAGGAGAGGUUGGAAUGCACAACAAAUAAUAGUUGAAAAUCGAGGGAUCUGUCAUUUUUUUCUCGUUUUGUGAAUACCAAGGGAAAUGUCUUCAAGUAGUAUAUUUUGUUUGUUUAAGCUUUCCAAAUGUACGGACAGCUACCCAAGAAUGUAAUUAAAGUAAUAAUAUUAAUAAUAACUUUAUUAGACAAAAAUUUCUUGAAUGCAUGUCUCAAAGGAGAUACAUCGCUACAAGAUGAUUUUCAGUAACCCCUAUGUUCCCUAUGAUCAGUUUAUUGACAAUUUUCUAACCUUGUGUGUUGUAAAAUUCAUCAGCACACCUUUUCGUUUCACGUUGUUUUAGUUCUACAA
Zophobas morio is the source of this 3672-nucleotide messenger RNA. Its product is annotated as methyltransferase-like protein 17, mitochondrial. Gene Ontology annotation, cellular component: mitochondrial small ribosomal subunit. The transcript has 11 exons. NCBI's taxonomy places the organism in Eukaryota, Metazoa, Arthropoda, Insecta, Coleoptera, Tenebrionidae. Gene Ontology annotation, molecular function: methyltransferase activity; structural constituent of ribosome. The record is from RefSeq and is a predicted model, not a curated record. Gene Ontology annotation, biological process: translation. The coding region runs from base 895 to 2286 and encodes 463 amino acids.